CUUGCUCAAGCAUCGCUAGAAUGGUGGUGAGCUACAGUACAUCGCCAGGACAAGCGAGGUACUAUUCAUGGGCCUUUCAAUUUUUUAUUUGUUUUUGCCUCCUGAAUUCUAUUUUUGGCAGUAAAAUUUUUUCCUCAUUUUGGUGCUAAAAGUUCUGUCAGUACCUCCCCAAACAAAUCUAUAGAGAAGGCAUUCCAAAACUCUCAAACCCUCUCAUCCUCUCUAUCUUUUUCUCAACCUUUUUGCUCAAGGGAGGUAAAGUUUUGUCAUUUACGUUUGUUUAUGCCAUGAGUAGUGGAUAAUAAAUUGGAGAAUAUGAAAGCAAAUGUUCAGAUUAUUGCAUUCUUAUCUCAUUAUUUGUUGAUUUUGGCAAAAAUAUUACACAUUGCUUUGUCAUUUGUUCAGAUUAUGUGAAUAUAUAUUUUCUCCUUCGCUUUGUGGCUUCCAUGGUUUUUAAUCUCAUCUCACAAAUUGUUGUAGCAAGUUAUGGCUCCAUGUUCUUAAUCAAUAGGUUACUACCUGUAAAAGAGAAACUACUAUGUAUUUAUAUUGCACACCAUAUGUUUGUUGUAAUUUCUGUUAGAAUAAAGAUUGUAAAUUGUACCCAAUUAUUUCUUGUAUUAGUUCUUCUAUCAUAUUUGACAAGAAUAUUCAUUAAUAUCCAAUUUUGAUUGAUUGUUUCAUGAAACAGGGCUUAGGAUAUUUCAAUAUAACAACACUCAAUACCAAUCAUGUGCCAUAUGAAAAUUUCAAUCUAUUUGGUACCAAUUCAAUUAGAGUUUGGCAGAUUGCAUAAGAUUUUUAAGUAAAGUAAUAGACAACUAAUAAGGGGAUUGGAAGUAAGUUAAAUAUGUAUCAGGGCAAGUCAAUGGGCAUUUGAAUUGGCUUUUAUCUUUAUCUUUGCUCCAAGAUAAACCUCACAUGUUUGAAUUAGCUACAUAAAGAAAAAUAACCUUAGAAACUAGCCCCUGGAUUUUUCUAUCCUCCAAAGCCUUCAAAUGUACUGGAUCUCCCUAUCCUCCAAAGCUGUCUAAAACAGAGGAUUCCACACCACUAUCAAAAACUAACAUAUAAUUGUACAUUGAAGCAUUCAUAUUCAAAACCAAAAGAAACAAGUUCAGGAACACCUCCCCUCAACGGUCUAUGACUGCAUAAACACACCACCAGUCAAGCAAAAACCUCACUCCACCUCCAUUACCAGCCUUGAAAAAGAUUAUAGUGUUUUAUAUUAGAUCAAACUUUUAACCAAAUUUAGACUCAAAUUUGAUGAGGAAAACAUGAUUAAGGGUUGGAGAUGAUCUAAAAUGAACUUAAUCAUGUCAAAUAUCCAGCAAUUCUUUGGUUUUAACCAAAACCCAUGAUGAUCUGCUCUAUUUCUCAGAUCAGAUAAGAGCAAAUGAAAAAAUAAAAAAUAAAAAAAAUCAGCUAAUGACACCUUAGAAUUGCAAUCUGUAGUCAAUCUGGAAUAAAAUCCAUGAAUGGCACUAGAUCAUCGUUGGCUUUGUGUGAAUGUGAUUGAGAACAACUUAAACAAAUAAAUCAACAUUGUGGGGGCCCAGAUUUUGAAUUGUAUAACAAUUCAUGGACCAUUAAUUUAACCAUUUACAUACAGUCUGACUAUAUUAAUGCGGUGAUUAAUUAAUAUUGGUCCAUUCUUUCAAAAUUUGAAUACAAUAUUUAAAUAUCAACAUGAGAUAAGCAUAUAUGUAAGAGUACAAGUAAUCUACAUAUAUAUGUCCAGAGAAGCCCUCAUCAAAACAAUCCCAAAAUCAAAUAGCACUUUUAAACAGAACACUAAAAUCCAAUCUUCAGACAAACAAGAUUUUAAAAAAUCCAAAUUUUCAAUUAAAAAAAGAAAAGAAAAGGUAAAGGUACCCAAAAAAGGGUGUUGAUAGUGGGAAUGUCUAAAGAACUUAUAGUGAAAUUAACACAAUGCAUUACAGAGGCAGUCUCAAAGCACCCAAUGGAAAUCUCUUCAUUUUGUAUUUUUUUUUAUGUGUUUGAAAUUAGAUUUUUCUACUGCAAUUUUAUUGUACAAUAACUUGGAUAUUAAAUUUUAUUUCUUAUAUAUUAUUCAAUCAUCGGUAUGGAUUCACAACAAGAUGGUUACUUUACCAAUCUUUUACAAGAAAGACCCAACAUUGAUGAACAUUAUCUAAUGGAAUCUCAAUAUUUGAAUCAAAGCACUCGAGUAUUCGUCCAAGAGUCUCAAUUUACUACUGAAAUUGAAUCUUUGUCGAAGAAACCUCAACAUGGAGGAAACUUCACAAUUGAAGAAGACAAACUCCUUGUAUCGGCUUAGCUUAAUAUUAGUUUAGAUGUGGUACAUAGGAAUAAGCAAAAACGCUCUACCUAUUGGAAAAGAGUGUGGGAUUUUUUCCAUGAGCACAAGAAAUUUGAAUCUAAUCGAAAUGAGAAUUCUCUUAUGAAUCGAUGGUCAACCAUUCAGCUUGCCAUGAAUAAGUUUUGUGGGUGCUACGCCCAAAUUGAAUCAUUGCAUCAAAGUGGCAUAAAUGAGGAUGACAAGAUUUGCAAGGCAAAAAUCAUGUACAAGGAACUCAAGAAAUCUACAUUCCAAUUCGAACAUUGUUGGAUUAUGUUAAGGGAUCAACCAAAAUGGAUGGUAGAGUCUAAGAAGAAAAAGCAACCAAAAAGACCAAGAACAGGGACAACCUCUUCUCUUUGUACUCCAGAUUCGAUAAAUCUAGGGGAAGACGAUGUCUCACCUAAUGCUUUUGUAGACUUGGAGAGACCAACUGGUAGGAAGGCUGAAAAUGAGCAAUUGAAUAAACAAAAGAACAAAGAAAGCGUACAUUUGAGUAUUACAAAGACUUUGGAGGAUAUCAAGGAAGACAAAAAGAAAAUGAUUGACAAGAAAAUUGAAAUGAUUGACAAAGUAUAUAUUCAAAAACAAGUAGAACUUCGUAUCAUGCAAGAAAAGCAUGAGGUGGAACUUGAAAAACAUGAAAUGAAACUUUUCAAAGAGGACAAAAGAGUUAUUUUGAUGGAUCUCAGUGGCUUGCCUGAAAUCCAACAAGAAUUUUAUCGUGCUCGGCAGAUGGAAAUCAUCAAGAAAAGAAGAAUGAAUUAGCAUUCAUUCUCUCUUUGCUCCUUAUGAUAUUUUGGCUUUUGUCUAAUAGGCUAGAAACUUGAUAUAUGGUAUUUUGGUUCUGCUUUUGUCUAGGAUAGAUGUUGAACUCAGCAAUGUUUUUGGUAGAGAAUGUUAGUUGUCUAAUCUGAUGCCGUUUGUGCUGUGUUGUUUUGCUGCUCUUUGUGCUAUGUUGAUGCUAUUUUUGGACUGUUUUUUAAUU
Molecule: messenger RNA, 3311 nt
Organism: Camellia sinensis
Lineage: Eukaryota; Viridiplantae; Streptophyta; Magnoliopsida; Ericales; Theaceae
Source: RefSeq, a predicted model, not a curated record